Molecule: messenger RNA, 3444 nt
Organism: Myotis brandtii (Brandt's bat)
Lineage: Eukaryota; Metazoa; Chordata; Mammalia; Chiroptera; Vespertilionidae
Gene: LRRC66
Product: leucine rich repeat containing 66
Exons: 5
Coding region: 96-3206 (1036 amino acids)
Cellular component (GO): plasma membrane
Molecular function (GO): protein binding
Source: RefSeq, a predicted model, not a curated record
CAGGAAGCAGAGAAGCCUUUGAUCUUGGUAGGUUUCCCUCACUCCGAAGCAGCCUGCAGCACGAAUGGUCCUGGAAAAGCAGGCACAGAGGCAUUAUGAAAAACCUUUGUUUCAGAGCCAUUGCCAUGGCUCUGGGUCUUUAUUUUACUGGAGCCAUGACAAACCCAGUAAGGAAAAGCAGUAUUUUUUUCGAUUCUGAGUGUCAAUGGAAUGGAUAUCGUCUGACAAAUUGUUCCUUUACUGGAAAGCGGGAUAUACCUGUGGACGUAUCACAGACGGCAGCCACCGUGGAUGCAGGUUCCAUUUUCUUUAGGGUUCUCUUACAAUCUCCCACAAAAGAAGGAAAACGGAAUAUAAAACAUCUGGACCUCAGUAACAAUCUCAUGUUGAAAAUAACCUUAAGCCCUCUUGCACAUUUACCUGGUCUGGAAACCCUAAACCUCAGCAACAAUGCCAUCCACUCCAUCUCACUGGAUCUCCCCGGUCCUAAGUGCUCAUGGGCGAAACGCCACAGCAGCAGCUUGAGAAGUGGGCUUCCGCAUCUAAAGCUGCUAAUUCUUCAAAGAAAUAAACUCAGUGACAUUCCCAAGGGAUUGUGGAAACUGAAGUCAUUACAGAGUUUGGAUCUGUCAUUCAAUGGGAUAUUGCAAAUUGGUAUGUUUGAUUUUCAUAACUGCCUGCAAUUGGAGAACCUCUAUUUAAGGAGCAACAAGAUAUUCAGAAUUCAUCCGGAAGCCUUCAAGGACCUCAAAAAGUUACAGGUUGUGGACCUCAGCAGCAAUGCUCUGACCGCCAUCCUGCCCAUGAUGACCAUUGCUCUAGAGCUUCCCCACCUGGAGGCUGACUUGGCCCAUAACCAAUGGCAGUGUGAUGACAGUGUGACCAUCUUCCAAAAUGUCAUUUCUGAAUCCUGGAGGAGAAAGUGGGAUGUAAUUUGCAACAAGUCUAUAGGGCACGAGGAGGCACCCGGGUGGACACCCAGAAGCAGAAUUCCCAGGGAGGCCCACCUUCCUCACACGAAUCUGAGUCACAGGAAAAGCCUCCUAAGGAGCAAAGCUGAGAGGCCCCAGGCAGGGAUGCAUGUGGGCUCAUCCGCGCCGGGGAAGAAGGACCGCGCAGGCUCUGAUGAGCAGCACAGACGGCCGCCGAGACGGGUGAGGAGCACCCAGGAUGUGCAAGCGGCUGGCAGGACGGAAGCCGCGUCCCAGGACCUCGCCCUGGCCGUGUGCCUAGCGGUGUUCAUCACGUUCUUCGUGGCUUUCUGCCUGGGGGCUCUGACGAGGCCGUAUAUUGACAGACUGUGGCAACGGAGGUGCAGAAAGAAAAGACCCGGUCCUACCCUCGGGUAUUCCAACCAGGGCUUCUACGAUGAAACGGAAGCUGCGGGGGACGUCCAGCACCCAAGGGUGGAUCUGCACCAAGCUCACCGUGGCCUAAGCCUCUGUGCGCCCCAAGACCCUUUCUCGGGGACACAGGCCAGCCCACAGGCUGCUGUCGUUGCUGGCAGAAGUCUGGGCAUCAGCAGAAAGGAGCCUGGCGGCGGGCAGAGCAGGGGACCGCGCGGGGGCGACACUGGGGCAGGGAGGAGGAAGGAUCACCUGCUUCCCAAUGGCCGGGCAGCCGGUUCCGGUUCCGGUUCCGUUAUCGGCGGACGGCCCGGUGCUGACAGUAACCCCCGCGCGUCAGCAAGACAGGACCGCGUCUGCCGGCAUGGUCUCCGUGGAGAAGUCGAUUCUGAAACGGAAGAUUCGCGCAGUGAGCACUCAGUGGGCAUCCCUGCGAUUGCUGGCAGAUUACGAACUGGCUCUGGCUCCAUCCAUAAGGAUUCGAAUGCAUUAGACCCACCACUGUCAAGAGAAAUGACGGCUGUUCUCUCUCAAACGCAAAUAUGUACAAAAGCGCAGAGGACGGGAGGGCACGGGGACAGAGAGGGCGCGGAGCGGGCACCGCUGGAGUUCCCUAAGGAGGUGCAGGUGGGCACUCCCAGUUUGCUGGACGCACAGGGAGCCAGUGCUGAGAAGCAACAUCCCACCUACUACGGUUCAGCCCAACUCGGUGACCUAGGACAUGUGGGCCCGUCCCCAAAGGCCGUUCCCCCAGGACGGGGCAGGGACCUACAUGUCACUCCUGCUCACGAGGACCCAGCCCAGAGACACGCUCCUCCUGACACGCGGGACGAGCUGGACACCAACUCCGAUUCCGAUGAAGGCUCUCUAUUUACUCUAAGCUCCGUGAGUUCAGAGGGUGCGCGAAAUGUGAGUGGAGAAGAGGCAGAUGGGGAGGAGAGUCCUGGAACCAGUGAGCUCCCGAAGGACCGGGACCCAGGGGUGAGGAGGGACACCGUGACAUCAUCCGAGAGUCUUGAGGACAUCACCUUCCGGAAGGCUCAGGGGAAAUGUGAGAAUCAGGAGGAUCGCUUUGAAAAACCUCUCAUUUCCGGUUCAGACUCUGGUUUGUCCAAGAGUCAUCGGGAAAGUGCCUCUAACACCCACACAUGUGAGAACCCAGUGACCUUGCCCGGGUCACUGGGUGACAGUGCUGCCCGUGACACGACCCCGGGCGUGUUCACUUAUGACUGCGUCACGGCUCCUCGGUCUGAGGCAGCAGGGUGGCAUUGCUCCCUCAGAGACCUAGAAUUUUCCACUGUGGAAGCACCACCGUGUCCUACUGAAGUUCCCCCGGUUCCUGAUAAGACUGCCUGUGGUGAGAGAGAUGCAGACAUGUGUACAUAUGAACCUCUCACUCAGCGAUCAGACCCGGAUGAAAGCAAUCGUCCCUCACAACACGAUUCUGAAGGGGGCAGCACGCAUUCCAGCCCGAUGGACACAGGUGCCCCUGAGGCCCAUGAGUCCAGAGAGGCUAGGAGCCCGACACAACUGUUACAGUUCUCUGGUGACGAACCAGCUCCUCAGGGUGAAAGAGGAGGAGGGGACUAUUUUGAAGAGGGUUCCAAGAGCCAGGUACUAUUAUUACAAGCGCUUCCCAAUAAAACCAGUCCAUUAAGAACACAGGAGCCCUUCGGUGGUGGAGACGGGGGUAAAUAUUCAGAGGACAAUCUGUUGCAACUAGAAAAAGAUGAUUCUGACUUCUGUACUCAAAUGCAGACCCACAGCAACCUGAUGGGGGUUGCCCGUCUAGGUGAGGACCGGCUCUCCUAUAACAAAGACGAGGAUGUUCAACGUGAAAAUCAAAGGCAAUGCAAGUAACAUUCUUAGCACAGAUUGGAGCACUGAGGUGGAACGGCUGAACAGAUUUUAACAAAUUCUGCACAAAGAACAGCACAGCUUUUGGGAGGUUGAUCACGAACCUACAAACCUGGAGGGGUUCAGAGAAUUUCUAAAUAUUUGUAAUAAGUUGUGUUAAAAGUUGGACCAUUUAGCCAUGGCUGGUGUGGCUCAGUCGGUUGGUGGUUGUCUUGUGCACAGAAAGGUUGCUGGUUCAUUC